Molecule: messenger RNA, 7366 nt
Organism: Solea senegalensis (Senegalese sole)
Lineage: Eukaryota; Metazoa; Chordata; Actinopteri; Pleuronectiformes; Soleidae
Gene: dlgap2b
Product: disks large-associated protein 2
Exons: 5
Coding region: 51-2537 (828 amino acids)
Biological process (GO): signaling
Cellular component (GO): postsynaptic specialization; glutamatergic synapse
Molecular function (GO): molecular adaptor activity
Source: RefSeq, a predicted model, not a curated record
CCCCGUCUCAAAAGUUCAAUGAAGGCAGGCGCCUCCCUCUGGCCAGGAACAUGAAGGGCUUAUCGGGCAGCCGAUCCCAGCACCAGAUCCCUUUACCCCAUGGCUUGGACUAUGACCCUCAUGUCCAUGACCUUCAUGCUCACCAUGGCCCCGAGUCCCGCCACUCGUCCUACCUGCUCAGCCCCACAGAGAGCUGCCCCAUGGACUUCCACCACCGAUAUUCGCCGCGCAGUUCCAUCCACUCUGACUGCAUGUCCCCUAUCAUGAUGGCACCACCUGCCCCGUCUGACCACAUGUCCAGCAGUACCUUCCCCAGGAUGCACUAUAGCUCACAAUACUAUGACUCAGCCACACGGGACGACUGCGCUGCCAUCACAGCCUCUGCCACUUCCCCUGCUGUCGCUGCUGCUGCAGCCGCGGCAGCUGCUUCCUCCCACCACGCCGGCACCAAGAGCAACCGCCUUCCUGCUAACCUUCUCGACCAGUUUGAAAAACAAAUGCCUCUACACCGCGAUGGCUUCCACACAUUACAGUACCAGCGCACCUCCACCACCACUGAGCAACGUAGCGAGAGUCCUGGCCGCAUCAGACACCUUGUUCACUCCGUCCAGAAGCUCUUCACUAAAUCUCAUUCCCUGGAGGGAUCAUCCAAGAUGAAUGGCACAAAAGGUGAUAUUGUCGGAGGUGGAGGAGGAACAGGAGGUUAUUACCAUCAUGGCCACCACUCAACCAAACAUGGUAGCAAGAGGAGCAAGAGCAAAGAACGUAAGCACCGCUCCGGAGGCUGGUGGAGCUCCGACGACAAUCUGGAUAGCGAUAGCACCUACCGCACGCCCAGUGUCAUGUCACGCCACCACGGGGAACACGUCAGCCACUGCUACCCAGAUUCCAUGCACAGCCAUCACUUUGGAGACCUGUCUCUCAAGACCUCUAAGAGUAACAAUGAUGUCAAGUGCUCGGCCUGUGAGAGCAUGGCCAUGGCACCUGAGGGAAAAUUCAUGAAGAGGAGCUCCUGGUCGACAUUGACAGUCAGCCAGGCGAAGGAGGCCUACAGGAAGUCAUCGCUUAAUCUAGAGAAACCCAUAAUGCAUAUGGACCACAAGCCUUCAUUGCGGACAUGUCACUAUCUGCAGGUGCCCCAGGAUGAAUGGGGUGGAUACCCAGGCGACAAAGACGAGGAGAUCCCAUGUCGGCGGAUGCGCAGCAGUAGUUACGUCAAAGCUAUGGGAGAGGUGGAUGACGAAAGUGGCGACUCGGACACCAGCCCUAAAACCUCUCCACAGAAGGCCAUUCGGUCGGAUGCGCUUGUACUUAAAUCAGCCAUGCAUAGACCCCACUUAGACUCCCACCGCCAGGGCUACCAGUUGCAAACCACAAGAGAAAUGCGGCCCCACCCUAGUGUCACACUGGACCCUGCCACCUUUCAUCCCCCGCCCUUCCGAUCUCGCAACCAGAGCUACAUGCGCGCAGUCAGCACCCUCAGUCAGGCUAGCUGCGUCAGCCAGGUGAGUGAGACUGAGAUCAAUGGCCAGUUUGAGUCAGUUUGCGAGUCCGUUUUUAGUGAAGUAGAAUCCCAGGCCAUGGAGGCCUUGGACCUGCCUGGUUCGUUCCGAACUCGAAGCCACAGUUACCUCCGUGCAAUUCAGGCUGGUUAUUCCCAAGAUGACGACUGCUUGCCUUCAAUGACAUCCUCCACUGUCACUUCAACUCUCAGAUCCACAACAGAGGGAUAUGAUCUUGUGGAUGGGACCUCUUUACUAAAUGAAGACAUGAUAGAGGACGAUGACGGUGCUAGCUCCUCUGCCUAUGUGGAGCUGGAAAGGCUGGAGAGAGAGACUGCUGCUGCUCGCAGCCAGCACAGUACUAGCUCCACCAUAACAGCCAUCUCUGUCCCACCGGCCUCCCCACCAUCAUACAGGGUCCCUUCCUCACCCAUAGGCACCUCUGAGCCACCAGUCCCUCAGGCCAUUCAGGCUUUUAAGGAGUCUGCUAACAUGGUUGCUGCCUUCAAUAUGCAGUGGAAAGAUGAAAUCUCAGCAAUGCGCUAUGAGCUGGCGGAGCUGCGCAGAGACGUCUGUGGGGAAUUAAAAACUUUCAACAGCAACUUCUUCAACUUUACUCAGUGCUACAAUAUGUGGACUUUGUGUCGGGAGCCUUGCAGUGACAGUACCACACAAACAGAUGACAGAGUGUCCGUAGGAAUUCAAGCAGGCACAAGUUGGGCUGUGCAGCAAAACAGAUCAGACAAGUCUGUGAUGUGCCAACCAGAGCCAGCACCUUUCAGUAUAAUGGAUCUGAUGCACCCACCCCGAAUUGAGAUCAUUGAGGGAACCCCUGAAAGCACUCCAGAGGGGUCAGGCAGCCCUGCCAGCCCACUUCCAAUAGAGGACUUCCCAUGGGAGAUCAUCAAAAAGCAAAAGACAUAUAAGCAGCCAGAUUCAGGUGCCCACACAGGUGGCCACAGAAGCGCCAGUCUAGAACUAUGGAGCAGAAAGUACACCAGUGGGCCCAUGUCAUAUCUGUCUAUGUCAUUCUAAUCAUUCCCAUUUUACGCAUUCUAUAAGCUGAGCCGAGGAAGCCAGGGUGACAACCUGACGUUUACCAAGAAAGACAGGGAAGUGCAGUUGUUAGAUGUCCCUUUACUCUAUGCAGACACAGAGUCUGUCAUCUCUUGAACAGGUUUCGCUGUUGUUCAAGCAAUCUUUUAAUAAGUGUCUUGCUUAGCUGUGGAAUAAAUGAGAGUGAUGAGGUUUUACACCAGAAUGAGGUGACAUGAGAAUGUGAGAGAGAAUGUGGUUGAUGUGCAGAUCCUCAAGUGCCAACAAGAGCAGCGUUAUCUUCUCUCGGCAGUCUUAAAUACCCAACCUUCAUAUUAAAGUCAAUUACUACAAACAUGAUUGGAAAUCUGAGGGUCAUUUAAUGACUAACAAACUCAAUUCUCAGCCAUUGUGAGGUGAGGAAUAAGUUGGCCUGUUUCUGCUCAUGACUUUGAAUAGCUCAAGCUCAUGUUCAUUCCAGUUUCUCCACAUGUAGAAAAAUUAACUUAAGCACCUGGGUAUGCUGAAUAAAUACUGUGAAUAACUUUAUAACCCUAGUUUUCUAAUGAAUGCAUUGAAGAUGAACACAUUAUUUAUGAAUAUAAUGAUAUAUAGUUUACUUUUUAGUUAUUCUAAUCAAAGCAUUCCUCUGCCAUGGCCUUCAUCCAUUUUGCAGCCACUUCCAGUUGAAAUGGGAAUACUGAAAAUCUCUCAAUAGUGAACAUGUAGACUAGAGCAGCAACUGUGAUUAUUUGAACUAGUGGAACUAGUGAAGACGAGUGUUGGCAACAACUUAAAAUAGUCCAAAUCAAAUUGUGAGCCCAAUUCUCUGGAAUAUUCUAUGGAUGACACGGUCUAAAAAAGAUUUAUCGACCGGCUUUGUGGCCCCUAGCUAAAAAAAGUUUACAAAGAUUUCAUAUUUAAUAGCGUGUGGAGAGGAAAACAGCUGGGGGUCCACAGUGAUCAUUAAGUAUGAAUGUACUGGCUUCAGUUCGUUCUUGCACAAACUGCAUUCAUUCUUCAAACUCUGUACAUGUGUAUAAAUGUACCAUUUUGUAUAUAUAGAAACUUAUAUUCAAUACUUGUACUGUUCGCAGUUGUACUCAUACUGUGUUGCCAGCGCUGAGCUGGGUUAAAGUAAAGUAGUUAUGGUUCAAAACCAAACACAGCACUUUUUCCAGUCUUUGAAGUCUGCCUCCAUUUUAUUCAUCACGUUUACCAACCAGUUGCUUGUACACCCUAUUAGGUAGUUGGUAAUUCAUACAGUGUUUCGGCCAUUGUUUUUUGUGCAGUGGUGACUGGAGAUUCUUACCUGUCUUACCUAUCCAUUCAUAUUUCUUUAAGAGGAAAUGGUCUAAAAAACACUCAGUCGUGUUUUGGUCAAUUCUACCAUAUUCACCUUUUUUUAAAUGCCACAUUUCUCUGGUAAUGCCAGGAAAAAUGUUCAUGCUGGGGUGGCUCAUCACUGCUGAAAGAUAACAGAGAAACAUUGGUCCCUAAACGUAGACAAUCAUAGCCACUGAGGGCCUCUAACUCUCUGACAAGACAUGUCCCCAGAGGAGCAGUAUAGUACCACUGAAUGUACUAACACCGCCUCACUAGUGAUGGCUUAGCUGGGCUCCUGUCAAAACGUGACGGAUGGGAGCCUUGAUCAUUCCCUACAUUUGGCCGAUUGAUCAUUUUGUCUGUUACUCAUAAAAUAAGAAUUUUCAUUUGCCACUGGCAUUUCCAUCCAUCCACUCCAUUGUCGAAUUGUCCAACAUGGCGUACCAAAGUAAAUACCGAGGCCCAUGGAACUGAGGCCAACAACAAACAUCUCCAAGUUUGACAACAUUUAUCUCUCUGGAUGAUCACUGCAGCACAGGACCACGGAGAGCCUGUAUGUGUGUCAGACCCCUGACUGAAAUGUGAACCUUGCAAAGUACUUGUAACAAAGGAGAGGCUACAUCCUUCAAUUCAUAAAAGAGAGUGGAUCGACUUCCUCCUUUGCACAAACAAAAGACAAUACUUAAGAGUGGCAUUAUGAAAAAGAUAUUUAUACAUAUAUAUAUAAAAAAAAGGCUGUACUAGAGGGGAAAUCGAAAUCCACAAAAGAAAAAAAGGCAGACAUUUCCCUUCCAGUUAUUGCAGUAGCCCCACCCAACACAUAGAGUUACUCAUCAAACAUGAGCUGAAAUUACAAGUUCAAAACUGCAUUUGCCUUUAUAAUCCAAAGUGUUACAGGAGAAAUACUAUGGCUACAUGCAUAUUACUCUGUUUUCAUUUCAAAAUCAAGUGGCAACUCGUCGUGACAUUAUCCACAAUUAUCUGAACUCCCAUUCCGAAGACUAUAGAAUAUGCUCGACCAUGUUGAGGUUUUGCAACCAUAAGUUCAUAAAUGUUAUCUGCAACCAGGCUCCCAAUCACACUGGCACAAUACCAGUUGCCAAUUACACUGGUGUCUACUAAUAAGUGCCAUCUGUUUUCCUUAAAAUGUGAACAUAGUUUGUAAAAUUGACAUCUUGUGCUGAGACCUAAAACUAGCGAUAAAGACCAUUAACUCCUCAGGAAAAUGUUACUGGUGUUAUGUAUCAAGUGAGAAGCAGGCAAAUUUUUCCAUGAACUUCGAUUCAAACUAGCUUAAUUUUGCAACCAGCAGUGUCUCCCCCUGGUGACUAUUCAAUAUAUUUUUUCUUCCUGAUUGGCUUUAUUGAGGAAAGCUCUUAUCUGCCAGAACUCAACUCCUACUAUUUACUUUUAUUUCUAGUUGAAAAACUUGUGAAAUUAAGAUGAAAUGCUCAUCAUGACACAGAUUACUUAAUCUGCAAACACCAUAUUUAAAUGAAAACAUAGUCGUGUGAAUGUAGCCUGUGUUAAGGCCUGCUGGGUAGAUAACCUUUGGCAGCAACUCCUCAGACGUUGAGUUUGUGGUACAAAGAAUAAAAUGAAUAAGUCCAAAUGUAUUAUUGCCAUCCUUCACUAUUUGCAAUACAGAAUAAGCUUUUUUAAUAAAAAAGCUUAUAACCUGUUAAUUAUUAUUAUAAACCCAGACAAACUAAUUAUUUCAGUGAAAGGCAUAUGACUGUGACAAGACUUAGCUUAUAAUCAUUUUAAUAUAUAAAUAUAUAUGAAAAAGAAAAAAACUUUUAAAAAGGCUUGUACUUGUAUUUUUUUUUUCCUUUUUGAACAAUUAAAAGGGAGCUGCAAUGGCAUUCCUUACUUAACAUCGAUUCCCAUUGUUUGGGGAAUGCAAAGUAAUUUUAAGGUGCUGAAGACCGGCCAAUCAUGAUGUCUCCAAUCUACAUUCAUUCAUUCUAUGCAAGUUGUCUGUUCUUUGUUGUAUUUUUACGCCAUCUGAAUAUUUACAGUUAUAGAUAUUAGACGUUUAUGUUGAGCCUUCACACAAAUCAACAGUGCCAGGAGUGAAAAUAUAGGUGGCUGGCCCUUUUCACGCAAAAUGAUGUUUCUUUUAUUCAAUUUAUUUGUGCAUGAGCAACGGGCAACACUUAAAAGGUUUUAGUUGUUUCCAGCAAAAUUGUUGUUCUGUUCCCAUUUAUUUUUAUAUUAGCUUAUAACGUCAAAGAGAUUGUUGGUGAGAUUCCUGAGAUUUCUGCCAUGUUGUAGCAUCCACAUGCUUCAUAACAUCUCGACACAAAAGAAAUUAACAAUCAAAAGUGCAUCACACAUCACACACUGACAAUUUGUUUUCUGACUUAGACUCAAAAUUAAUACAGCGAGAUACAAAGCUUGUGAUAGUGUAAUUGGAAAAGCUGUACAAAUGCUUCAUAUACUUCAAUUCUUAUAUCCAGUUGUACUGCAAAUUAAUGACUGAUGAUUGAUGCCAGGGAACUCAACCGUGCUAUACAUAGGUUUAUUUCAGUGUUUCAUUAUCAUUUCAUCAUUUAGCCCAAAGAUAAUCUUCCCUUAAAAAGAGUUUAAAUGUAGCAAAAUUGCAGAUAUUGAUAUGGAAAUAUUAUUUUGAAAACAUAUUCAUUAAAGCUAUAGAUUUAGAGAAUACAACGGAUAAAAAAUACACGGGGUAUUUGCAACUAUUUUUUAACCAUGCAACCAUAUUUUGUGUCAUAAAAUAUGAGUGUUUGUAGGAAAGUAUGACUUGUAAAAAAACAUGAUGUUAUAAUGUGUAAUCAAUUCACAAAAUGACUGAUGAAUUUUGGUUAUCAUUUUUGUUGUGACCCAGAGAUCUGAUGCAACAACUGUGCCAACUAUGUGAUGUCCAGUUAUGAGGACAGAGGUUUUUGAAAGUUGAUCUCGCCUGAACCUGUAACACUGCUUAAAUAUAAAUUAUUUUCUACACAUGUUAUUUUCCUGCACUUAUUCCAGGUUUCUUACAGAAAACAUGCUAAUUUGCAUCAUCCACGUUGCAAUAUUCAGGGAUCUCAGACUGCAUUAUUGUCAAAGUAAUAUAGCAUCCAUUAAAAAAAAUCUAUAGUUUAGCCUGCAUUUGUCAGCAUAUGCUUAUUUUGUUAAAAGAAUGAAAUGUGACAUGUGAUACUUUGGUUUUUAUUGUUCUUUUUUUUUGCUUAUUGUGGUGUUUCUUGUGAAUUUUAAUUUACAACUUUUAUUGGCCUUAUGUACUUUUCAUAAAUUGAUAUAAAACAAAAGAAUAAAAUGUUCAUGAUGUUUAUGGUAAUUUAAAUGGCAAAAUGGGGGUCAUAGCUUUACAGUGGCAUCCAAAGAUGAAAAAGACGUAGCAUGAAUUGUACCUUUUUUCUUUUUUGUUCGUAGUGAGUAGACCACACACUUAAACACACGGCAAAUACACAGCAUGAGUCUUGCACGGUGUAUUUUUACUUUGACACUCAAUAUUUCCUACUAAGCUUUCAUAUUUU